CAUCCGGGGGACACUCGGGCCUCGCGGCCGAAACCCUGGGUGACUAGUUGACGUUAUUGUGGAUUACUAAUCACGUUCCUCGUGUCCAAGCAUUAUUUACCCAUCAUGUAUUGGAUGGAUAUCAGUCGACUCACCACUGCAAUGCUAUGCAUAUCACUUGUCUCUUCAUUUGCCCCUGAGACACCACCCCCUCAACGCCCCAACACACAAAGGGAUUAUCUCCGGUUAAAUUAUCCCCAAUAUCGAUCAGAUUGCGGCUCCAGCCAAUCGGCGCAGACCACGACUCCACCCGCGAUCUCGAUCUGUGUCAGUGCACCAAUCACGGUCUCCGGGGAAUAACCCGGCGGGAGAACCGGCGGCGUGUUUUGGGGAUGGCCGGUGGCAGUCAGCAGCCACCCU
Molecule: messenger RNA, 399 nt
Organism: Aspergillus fijiensis CBS 313.89
Lineage: Eukaryota; Fungi; Ascomycota; Eurotiomycetes; Eurotiales; Aspergillaceae
Exons: 1
Coding region: 106-339 (77 amino acids)
Source: RefSeq, a predicted model, not a curated record